AUGGCCGAUGUACGAUCCCUCCUCCGCCAGCAACGUGCUGCAAGACGAAUCGAGCAUCCUCAUGCUGCCUACUCCGAUGCGGGCAAGCUGCUCUGCACCCUCUGUCACGAGGCGAUCAAGUCCGAGUCUCUUUGGGAUAGCCAUAUCCGCGGAUCCGGGCACACGGCGAAGGUCAAGGUGGCGCAACAAACGUCCACGAGCGCGAGCGGAUCGGCGGCCGCAGGCGGAGUCUCUUCGAACAAGCGGAAACACGACUCAGAUGAAGAUAUGGAAGAUGAUGACACAGCCGAUGCAGUGCGGAAGAAGCGAAGCAAGGGGAAUAUGAGCACGCCUACUCGCUUGUCCGCUGGCGAGUCAGACCGUGAUCUCAAGGACGUGACACUCACACCACCUUCGCUGAACCGCCGAACGUCCACCACCCCAGUUCAGGGGGUUGAGAUUCAGAUUCCGUCGCGCCCGCACACGCCUGCGCAUAGGGAUGCGACAUCUUCAAACUCAACCCCCAUUGUGCAGCCCAUUGGACCAUCGCCAUUGAUCCCGCAAGAGGAGUUACCGACGAAGCCGAACGCUACUGGCCCGGCUACCCAGCAAGACGGCACAGCUACAAAGCCUGUUGGAGGGGCCGUCGACGAGGACGAGUGGGCAGCAUUCGAGGCGGAUAUUGCUGCGACAACAGCGCCGUACUCGGAGGACGCUGUUAUCGCGGCACCAGCCAUGACGGCCGAGGAGACUGCGGCAGCAGCAAAGACAGAGGAGGAAGAACAAGCAAAACGGCGACUCCUUGCGGAGAAAGAUCUUCUCGAUGAGAAAGAGGAGGCUACGCGAGCAUUAGAGACGGAAUUUGAGGAUAUGGAGGAGCUCGAGGCUAGGGUUCGGAGGUUAAAGGAAAAGCGGGAGGCUUUGAGGAAGCAGAGCUUUACAGGCACCACUGCCCCUGUUGACAAGCCGACUGAAGCCAGUGGUAAAGAGAAUGUGGGAGUCAAUGGCGACGAGGAAGAAGAUGACGAGGACGACGAGGACGAGGACGAUUUUAUGGGCUUCCGAUACCGCUCAUGA
This is a messenger RNA of Colletotrichum godetiae, 1056 nucleotides long. RefSeq lists its product as uncharacterized. The coding region runs from base 1 to 1056 and encodes 351 amino acids. The transcript has a single exon. The record is from RefSeq and is a predicted model, not a curated record. Gene Ontology annotation, cellular component: spliceosomal complex; nucleus. Gene Ontology annotation, molecular function: nucleic acid binding; zinc ion binding. Gene Ontology annotation, biological process: mitotic DNA damage checkpoint signaling; nuclear DNA replication; mitotic DNA replication checkpoint signaling. Lineage: Eukaryota; Fungi; Ascomycota; Sordariomycetes; Glomerellales; Glomerellaceae.